This is a messenger RNA of Propithecus coquereli (Coquerel's sifaka), 1802 nucleotides long. RefSeq names its product zinc finger protein 548 (gene ZNF548). The transcript has 3 exons. Gene Ontology annotation, biological process: regulation of transcription by RNA polymerase II. NCBI's taxonomy places the organism in Eukaryota, Metazoa, Chordata, Mammalia, Primates, Indriidae. The record is from RefSeq and is a predicted model, not a curated record. The coding region runs from base 14 to 1633 and encodes 539 amino acids. Gene Ontology annotation, molecular function: DNA-binding transcription factor activity, RNA polymerase II-specific; RNA polymerase II transcription regulatory region sequence-specific DNA binding. Gene Ontology annotation, cellular component: nucleus.
UCAGGAUGCCCUCAUGAUAGCAGAAAUGGAACCUGCACAGGGCCGUGUGGUCUUUGAGGAUGUGGCCAUAUAUUUCUCCCAGGAGGAGUGGGGGCAUCUUGAUGAGGCUCAGAGAUCACUGUACCGAGAUGUGAUGCUGGACAACAUGGCACUUUUGUCCUCGCUGGGUUGUUGGCAAGGAGCCCAGGAUGUGGAGGCACCUUCUUCAGAGCAAGGUGUUUCUAUAGGAAUGUCACAGGUCACAACUCCAGUGCCCCAUGUAUCUACCCGGAGGAUCCAGUCCAGUGAGACGUGUGACCCACUCUUGAAAGACAUUUUGUGCCUGGUUGAGCACAGUGGAAUACUUCCUGAGCAAGAGAUGUAUAUUUGUGAGGCAGAGCCUUUUCAGCACCAAAAGCAGAAGAUUGGAGAGAAUCUUUCCAGAAGGGGGGAUGAUUGGAGACCUUCAUUUGAAAAGAACCACAGAGUUCCCAUGGCAGAGAAGACCUUCACCCGCAGUGAGGGUUGGAAGGACUUGCCGGCCACCUCUGUCCUUCUCCAGCACCAGCCCCCUCAAAGUGGGUGGAAGCCUUUCAGGGACACAGAGGACAGGGAAUUCUUUCAAACUGGACAAAAUGAUUACAAAUGCAGUGAAUGUGGGAAAACCUUCAACUUCAGUCAUUCACUUGUCGAACACCAGAAAAUCCACACAAAAGAAAGGCCUUAUGAGUGCAACAAAUGUGGGAAACUCUUUAGAUAUGGUGCCAACUUCAUGAAACAUCAGACAGUUCACAGUGGUGAAAGGACUUAUGAGUGCAGAGAAUGUGGAAAAUCUUUUAUGUACAAUUAUAGACUCAUGAGACAUAAGAGAGUACACACUGGAGAAAGGCCUUAUGAGUGUGACAUAUGUGGGAAAUUCUUUAGGUACAGCUCUACAUUUGUUAGACAUCAGAGAGUUCACACCGGAGAAAGGCCUUAUGAGUGCAGAGAAUGUGGGAAAUUCUUUAUGGACAGUUCCACACUCAUUAGACAUCAGAGAGUUCACACUGGAGAAAGACCUUAUGAAUGCAGUGAAUGUGGGAAAUUCUUCAGGUAUAUCUCCACACUCAUUAGACAUCAGAGAAUUCACAGUGGGGAAAGACCUUAUGAGUGCAGCAUCUGUGGGGAAUUCUUUAGGUAUAACUCCAGCCUCAUUAAACAUUGGAGAAUUCACACUGGAGAAAGGCCUUAUAAGUGCAGCGAAUGUGGGAAAUCCUUUAGGUACCACUGCAAACUUAUUAGACAUCAGAGAGUUCACACUGGAGAAAGGCCUUAUGAAUGUAGUGAAUGUGGAAAAUUCUUUCGGUACAACUCCAACCUCAUUAAACAUUGGAGAAAUCACACUGGAGAAAGGCCUUAUGAGUGCAGAGAAUGUGGGAAAGCCUUUAGCCACAAACAUAUACUUGAUGAGCACCAGAAGAUUCACAGUGGAGAAAGACCUUAUGAGUGCAGUGAAUGCCAGAAAGCCUUCAUUAGAAAGUCUCACCUGGUUCAUCACCAGAAAAUCCACAAUGAAGACAGGCUUCUGUGCUCCAUGAAUGUGGGGAGUUCUUUAGGUACAACUCCAGCCCCAUUAAAUAUCAGAGAUUUCACAAUGGAGAAAAUUUGCCAGUAACCAUUUUAAUUAGAUAUUUCAGUAAUGCUGUAUAAAUUCACAUUUUUAUGCAACUUAUCUCAAGAACUUGUCUUGGAAAAGUGAAACUCUAUAGCCAGUAAAUGACAACUCUUCAUCCCCCUUUGUUACUGUUCUUGGCAACUAUGCGACUACGUUUCUACACUCUGUA